UGCUAAUUCUGUCCCUGAACUUGUGAUCCUCCUGCCUGAGCCUCCUGAGUUCCCAGGAUUUAUCAGGCAUGUGCUACCGAGCCUGGCUAAGUCAUUAGUGUCUCUCUCAAAUGAUUCAUGGAAACUCAUCAGAAGUUAAUUCCAUUGAUUUUGAGUUUUUUUCUGAGAAGCAUAUCAAGUCUUCUGCAAAAUAUAUCAAGACUGCACACUAUUCCAUGAGGAGGGAAGAAAGGCUGAAAAAUGAAGGUUCUUUGCAGUCUGUUAAGGAAGAUGAUAGUGUCGGGAAGAACCAAGAUGCCUUCUGGCUUCAAUCACUGAUUAUUGACGCAUCAAAUAACAAAGGAUUUCAGAAGAUAAAAGAAUUUUUUGAAGAGAGAGCGAGCUACCUUCCUCAAAAAUAUAAUCAUCUUCUGUUACACCAUCUUGACAGAUCAAUAAAUAAGGAACUGGAUAAAAAUGAAUUUCGGUCUGUUUCACUGUUGCUGAAAUGUAUUCAGCAAUUCUUCACAGAUGACCCCAAGGAAAAGGAACCCUUGCUAAUUCAGCAGGGACUGAUCUUGAAGCUGGUUUCCUGGUUUGAGAGAACAGUGGGAUUUCUGACCAUAGAAGAUAUAGCCUCAGAUGUUUCACUCACUGACGUCUUAGAGGACUUCUUUGACACUGUGCUGAUUAUUUCCAGGAGUAGUAGUGAAGGGAAAAUCCAGAUGUUGGAUUCCUUCAUACUCAGCUUGGGAUUCCUGGUAAUAGAAAAAACUGUAAAGUUCUCGAUUCAACACGAGGCUCUGAAGACUCUGAACUACAUUUUGCACGGUGUGUCUCCUGCAGAGAGAAGAAAGUUCCCUUUGUCGGAAGGCACGUGUCAUCUUAUGAAGAACCUGGCAUGGACAAUCUUGACUGUGGGUGAUUAUGACCAGCAGGUCACUCUCACCGAGGCGCUGUGUAGGAUGACGACUAGAACAUCCAGGCGUGACCUUGUCCACCAGUGGUUUGAUGAUGAGGUCCUUGCUGAAGCUUUCAAGAAAAUUAGGGACCGAGAAUUUGAGACGGAUAGUCGACUUUUUCUCAAUCACCUCAACAACAGACUUGGUGAGAAAAGAAGGGUCUAUUCAUUUCCGUGUAUUGCUGCUUUUGCUGAUGAGCAUGAGAUGAGAAAACCAGCAGAUGAAAAAUUAGAGAAAUUUUGGAUUGAUUUCAACCUCGGAAGUCAGAGAGUAACUUUUUAUAUACACAAUGAUGAGAGUGCUCUGUGGGACCCAGUAAGAAUUUUGAAGGAAGGAGUUGUUAACUUCAGAGUAAUAGAAACUGAGAAGAUAAAAAUACUCAUCAUUUACCUGAAGCAGCCCAUUAUUAUCAGCAAGAAAGAGGUGAUGAAAAUAGAAAUCCAUUUUGAUCUGCAGUUCAGCAUAUCACCAACUUCCGCCCAAGCUUUGGGAGAAGACAAACAGAUGUUGCCCGACCAGAUGAAAAUAUCCUCGGAACUUCCUAGUAAGUUUGAGAAAGCGGAGCGUGAGAUUCUCCCUAGCCAAGAAAGUGCGACAGAACCUGCUGAGGAAUCCACCAACCUGGCCGAGCUCAUGAGUGCUGGAGAUGACUGUCACCUGAAUGGCCAGUCUGAGCCUCCCCACAAAAAUACAGCUGAUAAUUCACCAGAGAAACUGAAACUGGAUGACACCCAACAAGAAGUUACCUCAAAACAUGAGUGUUCUUCAGAUGCACAAGAACCAUCCGUUCCAAUUCAGGCUCCUAAAUUAUAUAACAAAUCUAGGGAAGAUCCUGCUUUCCAGAGUGGCAGGAAGCAAAGGAGAAGGAUGUCGAGGGGGAAACGAGCCUCUGUGUGUCUCAUAACUAAAUGUACCCACUGUAUGCUUAUUUCCUUUUGUUCUUUAGUCUUGCCACAUUUCCUUUUCAGUAGUGGCAGUGACCAUGAGAAAGAUCAAGCUGAACUUCUGUCACCAGUACGGGGAGACAUUGAUAGGCAAAAUGCCACACUUCCAAAAAUUUCUGAAACUGAACCCCAGCGUAGCCCUUCCUUUUUAACUCCUGAAGAUUCUACACAGAAAAUAGAAUUCCCAAGUCCUCACCCCCUGAGUGAUCUCUCUUCCCCAGAGCACUCACAAGUUGAAGAAAACGUAUCUCAGACUGUGAACCAAGAGUCGUUAAUGGAAAAUACUAGCUUCAAACAUAAGCUGCAGAACUUGGAAGACAGAGGCGUCCCAGAUGGGAGUUUUGCUUUGCCAAAACAAUCAAGAUUAGAAGAUGCUGCUCAGGGAGCCUCCGGCUUGGCAGGCACUUCUACUCCAUCUCUGGAAUAUGUGCCUGAGAACUUGAAUGUUUCUGCCAUCGUCACAGCCUUGGAAAACUUCACCGGAGAAAUGAAAAGAAAAUACGAGUUCAGGUACAGUGAGAGUCCUCUUCCAGAAAAGGCAAAGAAAACACCGACUUGCAUAAUAAAACUUUUAAACCUGAUACGCCUCUGCAAACUCAAUAAGCUACAGCACUUUCACGAUUCUGUUCUCCAAGAGUUGAGCAAUCUUGAGAAGGAUAUUCAGGCUCUAAAACACCUUGAGAAGGAUAUUUUGGAAUUUUGGGGGAAACAGUUUGAUGAUCUGAAAUCAUUCUGUGAUGAGCAAUCUGAACCACCUGAAGAAGAUGAUAAAAAUGUCUUUGCCAUUGGCUGA
Molecule: messenger RNA, 2678 nt
Organism: Ictidomys tridecemlineatus (thirteen-lined ground squirrel)
Lineage: Eukaryota; Metazoa; Chordata; Mammalia; Rodentia; Sciuridae
Source: RefSeq, a predicted model, not a curated record